Capronia coronata CBS 617.96 is the source of this 2082-nucleotide messenger RNA. RefSeq lists its product as uncharacterized. The record is from RefSeq and is a predicted model, not a curated record. The transcript has a single exon. NCBI's taxonomy places the organism in Eukaryota, Fungi, Ascomycota, Eurotiomycetes, Chaetothyriales, Herpotrichiellaceae. Bases 1 to 2082 code for a protein of 693 amino acids.
AUGGCUUCCCCUCGGAAACGUCAGUACUUGACUCCUAAGAGCCGUUUGACUGCUUCAUACAGUGCACGAGCGUUCAAACGUACCCCCCCGUCAACUCCUGAUGGAGUACUUCACAAGGGGUACGAUACUUCCUGCCCUACAACUCCCGGUUUGACCUGGGACGAAUCCCCGCCAGCUACAGAGGACCCCCCUACUCCAAACUACCAUUCUGAUACGGAUGAUGGUGGUGUCUUCCUCCCCGGUUCGCCGCUCGCCACUCGUACAAAGGGUACAACCGUCCCACAGGGCCCCAUUCGGGCCAUACCUGAUACAUCUCUGCAUGAAUUGGGCGAUAAUGAUCAUGACGAUGACGAGAAAAAGCCACACCCAGGUCUCAAGCGUGGUCAGUUAUAUCCGCCAGAGCGCAAGGGAUAUGGUCCAAGAGAUGCCAGCGAUGGAACAGCUCAAGGCGGACACUCGCCCAAUGCGGCUUCUACCUUAGGCUCCAGCGUUGACUCGAAAGAACCACGUUCCUGGUGUGAUAACCCUUCAAAGCUAUCCAUGCUCACGACCAGACUCCAGACCGAGGAGUUUUUCACGACAACCGUAAACGGGAGGCAAUCCAACCCGGCACUACGAUCGACUGGCCAGUACUAUGCUGCUUCUAGCACGUAUACGGCAACUGCCACUACCUCGUCCGAUGCAAAUACCGUCAAGGCCGAAGACCUUACAUUCUGGUCUAGCCUGGAACCCGUAGCUGGGCCGACAAGGGAGGCCAAUACACCUAUAUCAGCUCUGAACCCUGUCAAGCAGGCAAUAUCACUGACGACAGUAUGGGGAUUGCCCACGAUGCUUUCGAAGAUUCUGCCCAUCGAUACAGUUGACAGGCUGCGAGCUGAUCCAUCCAAAUGUGUGGCUACCAACAAGACCAACGGCGAGAGGUGCAAGAACAAGAAUGCUGGAGGGCUGACCGGAAUCCAGGCCAGCAAUCUGUUGGGAGGUAUUUCGUCACCCAAGCGUCCAUUCGACCAUUCUGCUGUUGCACAGCGCAUCUCAACACUUGUGGGCCAGGUUACGUGCCGACACACGCAUCAGAAGAGUGCCCAGACUCUCUUGAAAGAAUUGUCCGCCUCUUGGUGGGAGAUUGAUGAGGUGAAAGCCAUCGAUGCACACGAAGCCAGAGGCGCUGCCAGCAUGGCCACCAGCAUGAUUCAAUUUUGGGUUGAGGCGCUAAUGAGCCCUCUGAGCAAGGAGAUGAAAGAGAUGAGCCAGGAGGAUCGUGACUCCGUGCACCAAAUCCUUGCAUCCUCGGUUAAUGUUUUCGAUGCCGUUCACAGUCAAAGAUUCUCCCUUCCUGGACAGACCACUCGAGCCGCCACAACAAUCUCAGUUUCGAGCAACGCUGACCACAGCACUCCUGGCGGUCAUGCCACCGUGUCCGUAGUCGAGCAUCACGCCAAGGUUCACGCAACAUCCAAACUCUCGGAUCACCUCAACCAUAGCUUCAUCAAGUAUGAGGGGUCUAUGAAGACCAGGAAUAUGUCUGCCGCGGAACUGAUUCGCCAGACACUUGUCAAACCAUUGACUCCGACUGACAUGGACCGCAGCGGGUAUAUCUACAUGUUCUGGCAUCCAGGAAACUUUGGAUACGUGAAAAUCGGCCGUGCCAAAGACGUCGCAAGUCGACUCCGGGAGUGGAGAAGCCAGUGCAAAUACAACCUUGAACGACAUCUCCCGCAGGAACAAGGACUAGAAUUGCGAGUCCGACACCUGCAUCGAAUUGAGUCCCUCAUCCAUGCCGAACUGAAAGAUUAUAGGGUGUAUGAACCCUAUUGCAACGCUUGCAAAAAGCAGCAUGUCGAGUGGUUCAAGGUGGCUGAGAGAUAUGCUAUAAAGGUAAUACUCAAGUGGCUUUCAAGUGCUGACUCCUUGUACUCGGGAAGACGUUUCGCCAUAUCACAGGCCCAGCUCGAGCAGCUGUGCAAGGUGACUGAAGAAGAUGAUCUCAAACCGACCCUGCCGCAGCGGAAAGUGAAGGAUCCAAAGGCCGGCUCCAAACCAGGUCAGCAGAGACGUAGUCCCCGCAGAAGCAGUCCUUCAUAA